ACGAACGGUUGUGUUUCGAAGACAUAGCAAGCAAUAGAGUUUCAGUGACGAGAAAGCUAAGGAACACGCAAAAAACUACUAUAAUGGAUUUGCGUUUCCAUGAAGGAGGAGGAAGCAGCGUUUGGCAGAAAUGCUCUAGACACCGUUUCGUCUGCGGUGGCGGCGUUUGUCCUUACUGCCUCCACGAACGUCUCUCCUCACUCUGCCCCGACUGCGCCAGCGAUCUCCCGUGUUCAUGUACCCCACGCGCCUCCGUCGACGUAGAUGUUCCCUUCGCUGAUGUCGGAUCGGUUGGCCGCGUAUCCAGCCUGAUCGAAUGCGAGCCGGCGUUUAGGAGAUCCACAUCAAUGUCUGUUCCGUUUCUCCGGUCUACUAAACCGGAACCGGUUGAGAAAACCGGGUCGAAUCUUGGACCUGGUCGUGGACGUUCGCUCUGGAGACUGUUCAGAGGAGAGAGUAGAAGCAAGACUGGUACGAUGAUGAUGAGGAAGUCGAGAUCAGUCGCAGUCUCUGACGCCGGAGAAUUGUUGUCUUCUUCUCCGGCGCCGGUGACCAGCAAGGGAAAUGGUUGGUACUUUCCAAGUCCGAUCAAGGUUUUCCGACAGUCAAGAAUCUUGUUUCAACAAAGAUCUCCUUUGUACAGAGGUUGA
Messenger RNA from Brassica oleracea var. oleracea, 650 nucleotides. RefSeq lists its product as uncharacterized. Bases 84 to 650 code for a protein of 188 amino acids. NCBI's taxonomy places the organism in Eukaryota, Viridiplantae, Streptophyta, Magnoliopsida, Brassicales, Brassicaceae. The record is from RefSeq and is a predicted model, not a curated record. The transcript has a single exon.